Messenger RNA from Eruca vesicaria subsp. sativa (arugula), 536 nucleotides. The record is from the annotation of a GenBank genome assembly. NCBI's taxonomy places the organism in Eukaryota, Viridiplantae, Streptophyta, Magnoliopsida, Brassicales, Brassicaceae.
GCAAAAACGUGGAAUGAGUUUGAUUUCUGGAAAUCCUAGGGAACCCUAGAGGCAACUCUUAUUCUAUCUCUUCGUUUCUCUCUCUCUUUUUCCCAUGAAAAAUCUCUCCUUCUCUGACGAAAUCGAGCCAAAAUCAGUAUCGACAGAGAUAUCUAUCUUCUUCUUCUUUGCUUCUAUGGUUGUGUUUGCGCAGCCGGCAAAGCAAAGCUCCAAUCAGACCACAUCGUCGAAGGUCAUGAGCCAAAUCGGCCUGAAAGAAAUAGAGAUAGGAGCUGUUCUAUUUGGUGUAUCUCAGAAUUCAAAAACAUAAGAUACAUUGUGAUAUUUUCAUCGUUUGUAGAACAUGCAUGUGUGUUGAGUUGAAGAACAUAAGCUUUUGGUGUAUUUGAAUUCAUAUAAGUUGAAUCAGGUUAUUAGUUAGUGUUUAGGACAUUCAUGUAUGUAGAAAAUGAUGCUUUGUUGUGCCUCUUUUCAGGUUGUGAAGAGUGUUCUACUGAAUCACACUCUUCUAGUUUUUUACACUUAUUUAACUGUCA